ACCUGCUUUUGGGUUCGCGCCCGUCAGCGCGAUGUUGUUCGACAAGGUGAAGGCCUUCGUGGUACAGCUGGACGGGGAGCGCGCGGGCACCGAGCCCGUGUUCCACGGAGGCCAAGCCGUGGCGGGCCGGGUACUGCUGGAGCUGGCGGGCGCGGCGCGCGUGAGCGCGCUCAGGAUGCGCGCUCGGGGCCGCGCGCGCGCACACUGGACGGAGUCCCGCAGCGCGGGCUCCAGCACCGCGUACACUCAGAGUUACAGCGAGCGCGUGGAAGUCGUGAACCACCGCGACACGCUGCUCGCACCAGACUCGGGGGACAUCUCCAUGCUGCCCGCCGGACGUCACGAAUUUCCCUUCAGCUUCCAGCUGCCAAUCUCCCUGGUGACAUCCUUCGAGGGCAAACACGGCAGCGUUCGCUAUUCCGUCAAAGCCACCCUGCACCGGCCCUGGGUCCCUGCACGCCAUGCCCAGAAGGUGUUCACUGUCAUUGAACCCGUGGACAUAAAUAUACCUGCCCUGCUGGAACCCCAGGCUGGAGCCCGAGAGAAGGUGGCGAGAUCCUGGUACUGCACCCAUGGCCCCGUGUCCCUCUCAGCCAAGAUUGACCGCAAGGGCUACACUCCAGGCGAGGUCAUCCCUAUCUUUGCGGAGAUUGACAAUGGCUCCACACGAGCUGUACAGCCCCGGGCCGCCCUGGUACAGACACAAACCUUCAUGGCCCGAGGUGCCUGCAAGCAGAAGCGCACUGUGGUGGCCAGUGUGGACGGGGAACCCGUGGGCCCUGGUCGCCGUGCGCUGUGGCCCGGUCGUAUGCUUCGCAUCCCCGCAGUGGGCCCAUCCAUCCUGCACUGCCGCGUGCUCAGUGUGGACUAUUCGCUCAAGGUCUGUGUGGACAUCCCAGGCUCUUCCAAGCUGCUGCUGGAGCUGCCGCUGGUCAUUGGCACAGUCCCCCUGCAUCCCCUGGGCAACCGCUCGGCCAGUGUGGGCCAGUUCCUGCAGAGCUGGGGCCUGUGCACAGGGAUGGAACCACCAGAGGCCCCUCCUGAGUACUCAGAGGUGGUGAGGGAAAGCCAGCUGCCAGCUGCCUCACAGGGGCCCUUCCCCCUCCUGAACCACCCGAGUGUGACCCUGGAAGGACCCUACUUUGCCUGUCUCCAGGAGUUCCGCUACCGACCGCCUCCGCUAUACGCUGAGGAGGACCCUCAUCCACCCUCAGAAGCUGGGAGGCCACGCUGCAUGACCUGCUGAUGUCUGAGUCCACACCUUGGUACCAGGCUCACAUUUCUCUGGCCACUGCAGUCCAGAUGUCUGCUUUGGAGAUACAGUCUCGGGGAAGGCCGAAUGUCUUCCAACACCUUGUAGGACUGAGGAGCAGGACAUGACUUCUGUGGACUAGUGUCUUCCUGUGGCCUCCAGUUCUCUGCAUUUGACCAGUGCUAGACUCCCCUAGAGGAUUAUAGUCUGGGAGACAGGAAUCCAGGGCGAACCAGAACCAGGGGAGGCAGAAAGCGUCCAGAGGGCAUUUCAGCUGAGGCGUUGGCAUUUGAACAGGAGCUCAGCAGGCAGAUGAGCACAGAGGAAACAAUUAGGGCUCAGACUGCCCACCACCUCCAUCUUAGGGUUGGGAGCCCAUGUGUGCAGGCAUGAGGUGAGCAGGACAGAGGGCCCAGGGACACACAUGUAAGGGGAAAGCUAUGAGGCUGUAUGGGACCUGAGGGUCCAGAGGUUCUAGCUUUUGAGGACUGGGGGCUCAGGUGGCCCAGAGCUGUGUGUGAGAUUUACCACAAGAAGCUCAAGGCCUGCUCGGGGUAGGGAUCCAGACAAGGACACAGUAGCCUGGCAGGACACCAAAGGGAAGACAGGCAGCUGGGGGUAGCUUGACAAGUCCCCUCCCGCACUUCACAACCCUGCCAGGGACUUGCCAUUCCGAUGUCUGAAGAGUCUGUCAUC
Messenger RNA from Phodopus roborovskii (desert hamster), 1948 nucleotides. RefSeq names its product arrestin domain containing 2 (gene Arrdc2). Gene Ontology annotation, cellular component: cytoplasm; plasma membrane. NCBI's taxonomy places the organism in Eukaryota, Metazoa, Chordata, Mammalia, Rodentia, Cricetidae. Gene Ontology annotation, biological process: protein transport. The coding region runs from base 32 to 1246 and encodes 404 amino acids. The transcript is spliced from 8 exons. The record is from RefSeq and is a predicted model, not a curated record.